CCCUGUGAGGAUCUCUUACUCCCAGAACUGAAGCCCAACAAGCUAAGAUACAAAGCGCAAGAGCUUUAACCAACGCUCAUUGGCUUUCACUCUGGGCUUGUAAGAGAUGGAUAGGUUAGCAGCAGGACACAGGCAAGGGCCUGCUGAUAACUUAAGAGUAUCUUCUCAACAGUACAAACUACACUUACCUAUGGUACUAUACUUCCCCUCUGUCAUUAUCCUGAACUGCUACAAAAUACAGCUUAUCAGUGAGAGAAUAGCCAAAACAGAGAUUCUGCAGUACCGGUCAAACUACAGUAUUGCACACAGAAACCAAUUAAUCUUUCCCAUUCAAAUAAAGGCUUAUCUAUAGAGGCAGACAGCUCAAAUGAAGAGCCUCACAGUCAGCUAGUGGGACCGAGGAUGAAGCCGACGUUUCUAGCACUGGUUGCCUGCGCCGUGGCUGGCAGAGUCCCAGGGUGGGUUGUGCCAGCUUUCGCCACCAGCCCCUGCAUAAUCUUCUUCUACCUGGGCCAGGAGCCCCAGGGGUUCAGGCACAGCAACACCACUGCCAGGAUAUGUCAGAUACUGGGCGGAGGACCACACUACGCUACCCUCUACGACCGGGAAAAACACAUCCCCUUCUACUCGGCUUACAUCAUCCAGCUGCCCUGCUUCGGUGAAGCUUACUGGAAAACGGGAGAAUGGUACAUCGAACCGCAGCUCGUCGAUGUCACUUGGCCAAUUCAGAUGCAGACCAUGAACGAGACCUUCCAGCUCAUGUCCACACCGACGACCAGAGCAGCUUUCAAGAAGCAGGUGCGAGAGAGCCAGGCCACAGACGACAAUUACACAUGGCUGGGCUAUUACCGCCAACGCCUGCACCCCAACUACCUGCAGGGGAGCAGCGGGCUGCUGGCCACCUUCGCCCUCACCGCCCAGGCGCCCAUGUACCACAGCUUCAACCGCAACGUCUGGUUCCUCAACCCCGUGACCAUGGUGCACGCGAAGACGACCAGCAACUGCACUGCCCCCACAGACGUCUAUGUGGUCGCCGGGGUCGUGCCCGAGCAGGGGGUCGGCGCGAGGGUCAGCCGGCCGGCUUUUGUGUGGACGGCCACGUGCUGUGCCGGCAGGAGCUACUCCAUUGCUUUCUUCGGGGAGGGGGACCCCCUGGAGCCCACCAUUGUCGAAGUGGAAGUGAGCACCCUCGAGAGCCGGCUCAGCCAUCACUACACGGGGAGGGUGACUAUAUUUCCUGGAGGGUGCAGCUAAUACCAGCCAGCCAGUUUUAAAAGGCUUGCUUGCACUGCUACAAAUGCUUUUGCACCCCCCCAAAAAAAAAAAAAAAAAACCCAUGAUGUGCAACACUCAUGCCUUGGCAGCUCAAGGGGUGGCAUGGAAUAGCAUUACAUUAGCAGUCCUGUGGUAGGUCACCUUCAAGGUGAGAGAGUUUCCAUUGCAAUAGGUUGGAAAACAUGAAUAAAGUGAACCAAUAAAAAAAACAGUCUCCACUCAGUUAGCACUCAGACUACCUCUUAACACUUAUAGAGGUGUGAUGGUAGCAUGCCAUUGGCACACUUUUUGGCUCAGUUAUUUAACUCAAGAACCUUCCUUUUUCUGCACUUUUCCUCUUACCGGUGUACUCAAGCCCAAGAUGUAUUAAGAUGCAGGUUGGAACAAGAUUUACAACUGCAUUCCUUUUUAAGGAUGCAAAAC
Molecule: messenger RNA, 1698 nt
Organism: Lepisosteus oculatus (spotted gar)
Lineage: Eukaryota; Metazoa; Chordata; Actinopteri; Semionotiformes; Lepisosteidae
Source: RefSeq, a predicted model, not a curated record